This is a messenger RNA of Chondrus crispus (carragheen), 1562 nucleotides long. RefSeq names its product FK506-binding protein (FKBP). The record is from RefSeq and is a predicted model, not a curated record. Bases 1 to 1074 code for a protein of 357 amino acids. The transcript is spliced from 2 exons. Lineage: Eukaryota; Rhodophyta; Florideophyceae; Gigartinales; Gigartinaceae.
AUGGAAACAGAUAAGCUCGCGUUUUGGGGCAUUGCUCUGAAGCCUGGGGAGCCCGCAGAUCUCGACCUCCAAGAUGGAGAGACGCUGCACGUUACGAUGGCCUCGCUUGGUGUCGAUUUGGCUGACGAAAAGGGCCGCUCUGUCGUCUCCGCCACUGUCCGCGACGGCAAUCAAAAGCAUGGGUUGGUUGUCCUCAAAGCUGGGAACACAGAAAGUCGUGUUAUGGACGUGUCGUUUAUUGGAGAUGAGAGCAUUACGUUUGAGGUGUCCGGCAAGAACGUGGUCCAUCUCGUAGGAAAUUUUUCGUUUGAGGAUGACAUAUCCGAUUCUGACGAGAGCAGCGAUGGGGAAGCCGAGGGAUUGAUCGGUCUUUACGAUGACGAUGGUGAUGACAUGGAUUCUGACUCGGAUGGGGAUGGGGACAUUCCGGAUCCUCGCCUAUUGGUCAACAGGCCUCCGGUCAUCACGGAAGUUACGGAAGAGGACGAGGAAGAGAAAAGAACAGAGGCUCUUGUUAGCAAAAAGAACAAGGGCAAGCUUCCAAACGGAAAGCAGAAGGCUGAGCCGAAGCAAGUCACUCCGAGGCAAACGAAGAAGAGCAUCUCUUUCAUGAAACCAGAAGAAGACUCUGAGGAAGAAUCUGAAGAAGAGUCAGAGGAAUCGGACAAGGAAGAUGUCAAGCCUGCUGCAAAGUCUGGGAAGAAGGGUAGCAAAAAGGGAAAGGCCAGACCUGAAGAGGAGGAGGAAGAUGAGAUUAAGAAGGUCAGCGAUGAUGACACCCCAAGGAAUUCAAAAGGGAAGAAGAACCGCAAGAAGAGGGCAGCUAACCCGGUUGAGCCAGCUUCGCCGACAACGAAGAAGUCAAAAAUUAGUCAACGUCCUGGUACGCCCGCGGCCGUGAAGACUUCUCAAAAAGCUCCGAAAGCGGACAGUGCCAAGGGACCUACAAAAAAGACUGCCAACGGAACUCCUGCUCCACCUGCGCAGAACAAUGCAGAGGGUGAGAAUGGGACAGCCUCGAAGUCGGGUAAGAAAAAGAGGAGAAGAUCCAAGAGGGGAAGCGGUUCAGCCUGAGCUGCUUGAAUCAGCACGGUUUAAACCACACUGCAGACCAUGUUUCGAUUUGUCUCUUGUAAACACCGCGACCGAACAUCUUUCGCAUACUUCCGACUUAUCAUGCUGCAACAAAGAUAUUCUAUACAACUCGUGCGCGUAUUGGCUUGGUAUUUGUUGGAUUCAGAAGCGUCAUUUCCGCUUCAUGCUGGAAGUUGGCAUCCUUUUUGCAAGAGAGCGAUGACGCGCCGCCCAUAUAACUUGGCUCUCACGUGGUAUGUGCUCGGGCGGCUCCUGGGCGAUGUAGUAGCGAAAAUGUUUGGUUCCAUGCUUUGUUGACAUUUCUCGCGCGAACAAGGCAUCCACAAAGCGUCUUCUCAAGUCGCACUUUUUGUCAGACCUGAUCCAUUUAUUUAGAAUAUAGUAGAAUAAGUUUGUCGUAGUCCUCGGUCCGUUGCAAACCAGUAUUGCAUUAGCAUUGCGUAAACUUCAUGGGUUUUCGUGUGGUC